This is a messenger RNA of Ictalurus punctatus (channel catfish), 2605 nucleotides long. RefSeq names its product LYL1 basic helix-loop-helix family member (gene lyl1). Gene Ontology annotation, molecular function: DNA-binding transcription factor activity, RNA polymerase II-specific; protein dimerization activity; RNA polymerase II cis-regulatory region sequence-specific DNA binding. Lineage: Eukaryota; Metazoa; Chordata; Actinopteri; Siluriformes; Ictaluridae. Gene Ontology annotation, biological process: regulation of transcription by RNA polymerase II. The transcript has 4 exons. The record is from RefSeq and is a predicted model, not a curated record. Bases 1016 to 2263 code for a protein of 415 amino acids.
CCCUCCCUUCUCUCUCUCUCUCUCUCUGCCUGUGUCUCUCACUCUGUCUGUCUCUCUCUCUCUCACCCAUCACUCUCACUGUCUCUCUCGCUCCCUUUUUCUGUAAAGUCCAGUACAUUCCCAUCCAAUGGACACCAACAGGAGCACAAUGUCUUCUUUGGGAUUAGAAGGUAAGGGCAAGAAAGAGAAUGGAAAGAGAGAGAAACGAAAGAGCGAUGGAACGGCGACUGGAAGCUAAAUCCAUCACCUGCAUUUACAAAAUAGGUUCUCAGUGAUACACUAGAACCCAUAGAACCUUAAAUAUAAGUUAAUGUUUCUUUCUGAUUUGUUCUUUUGUACAUAGUCACUGAUAUGAGACAUCAGCCGUUCAUUUGAGUAUUUUUGCUUUAAGGACAGGAAGGUGAACAUAAGAAAACUCAGAGAGAGAGAGCGACAGAGAGAGAAAGAGAGAGAGAGCGACAGAGAGAGAGAGAGAGAGAGAGAGAGAGAGAGAGAGAGAGAGAGAAAGUUAGUGAGGAGGGAUUAGAAGGUGUGAUGGAAUAGGACGUUGCGUUUGUCACGCAGAAGACAGGCACUCGAGGACAUGAGGACACACUCCAAUAGUGGAGAGUCCAAUGCAAGGGUGUGUAAAGGUGUGAUCAACGUUCUAUCCACAAACAUGGCUAUGGACGCCAAUUUAUGAGCCACAGUCUCACAUCUCUGCAACCUCUGAUGAUCUUUUGCAUUUGUUUAGACCCCCUCUGAGUGGCGUUUGAACUGAAAAUAAAACUAAAUGCACCCUGAUGAGACUGACGACAAGGGAUCUACAGACAAAACAUCGCAGAUUGCCUGACUAAGGCAUAUGAUUGAGUAUUCGCAAGAAGAUUCACAAAUCUUCUGAGAAAUGUCAUCAACAUGCACUGAUCCACACAAGCCAAGACGCAAAGACGUUUAACACUUUUGAGUGUGUGAGGGCAUAGAACACACAGAGUUUCAACUCUCUAGCUAGAGAGAGAGAGACAGAAAGAAGAAGACCAUGAUGGAGAAGUUGGAGUCCACUGUAUCCCCAUCCCCUGCUUUGUCAAUGACUGACCCCUUAACUCCUCCACACACUCACUCGCCGUGCACCAGCAGCCCUGCAGCUAACGAGGCUAAUGGUAUAGAGAGUGGCACGAGCACAAACCCCAGCAGUCCUGCUAUAUCGCAACUUACUGAGGAGGCCAAUGUAGAGGAGAAAGCGACAGCACCUGAACCUGCUACCUCACUCCCAAACACAAGCAUCCCUUCCAUUUCCACUUCCACAGCCACAUCCACGUCCAAUUCCACUUCCACUGUCGUCCUCUCCUCUCCUCCCUCUUCAUCCCCUGCUCCACUGCCCCCUAACAUCCCUGUGAUCAGUCUGGCUCACAGUAAACCCCCUCUGCCCCCAAUCCCUAUAACUGCUGCUCAGCUCACCGCACUCCACCCAAUACCCACAGUGCCACACGGACCUGGGGAGCUCCGACUGGCACAGCUAGCCGCCUUCUCUGGGGGUCCGACAGCCACGGUGCCUCCACCGAGAGCUCUCCUGCCUCACCAAUACCUGCCUGGACACCCUUUACUCAAUAGCGCUUUCCUUAGUCCCUCCAGUAGUUAUGGUUUCUUCAGCAACAACCGUGUUAAGAGAAGACCAUCAUCCCACUUUGAAUUGGAUCUCACUGACUGUCCUCCUCAGAAGCUGGCCAGGCGUGUUUUCACGAACAGCCGUGAGCGCUGGCGUCAACAGAAUGUGAACGGUGCUUUCUCGGAGCUCCGAAAGCUCAUCCCCACACACCCACCAGACAAGAAGCUGAGCAAGAAUGAGAUCCUGCGGCUUGCUAUGAAGUACAUCAACUUUCUGGUGAAGCUGCUGAAUGACCAAGCCAACGACAGCACCGCACACAGCCUAACGGACAGCACCGAGGAGGACACGAGCAAGAUGAAAGGUGCCAACCAAACGAUGGGGAAUGGCGACAGAGACUGCAGUCAUGUCCUGCACCCGGACAGCACCUCGCCAUCUCAGAUCACGCCGCCACCUCCUGCAGUUCGCCUGGCGUUAGUCACUUCCCACCGUAACAGAGACUCCACUGAUUCAGUCAUCGCUUUGACUGCAUCGCCCGGCUCCAGUUGCUAUGGCGAUACGGACAGCGAGGAGACUACAGGCUCGCAGAAUUCAGGGAUUGUUAAGACGAGUAUUAGUGAAGGGAUGAUGGAAAAGAUGAAGGAACAGAUACAGACUGUUAUGGCGGGUGGAUACCACCGAUGACAUCACCUGUGAGAUCAUGUUGAAACACUGAAGCACAAACUGACAAAAAGAGGAAAAACUGGUCAAAAUAUAUAUAGGGCCAUAUAUAUAUAUAUAUGUGUGUGUGUGUGUGUGGUGUUGUAUUUUUGUGUGGAAUUGUGAUAUUAUUAUUAUGAUAAUGUUUCAAUAUUGAUGUUGGUUACGUCCCUCCAUAACAGUGUUUCAAUUGAGACGUUUUAAUAUUUUAAUUUGAAUAUUUUUAGCGUCUGAGAGGUUUUCAUGUUUGACUCCAUUACAAGGACACACACUGUCCUUGUAAUGUUGUGGCACUUUGAAGUAAAAUAAACACGCUGUGUAUUUGGA